CUCGGCGAUGAUGCGAUGCUCAUACUCACUCAUCCUGUACAAAGGCCCGCCAACUGUCCUCCUUCGUGCGUCUUGCCACCUCUAAUUCUACCAAUUCUACCUCCACCUCCACCGCACAAACACCUCGGAAGCGUAGCUCAAAUCAGCCGUCUACACUCCCAAGCCUGCACCCGACCGACACAUUCACCGCACUGGCAGACAGACAUCACCAACCAUGUCUGAAGGCACACAGCAACCGCCUGCUGGCAUCCCGGAGUCGCACUCCGCCGAGACUUAUCAUGUGCCAGACGCCUUUCUUGGCAAGCAUCCCGCGAAGCCUCAUGUUGAGUCACUGGACCAAUACAAGGACAUGUACAAGGAAUCCAUUACGAAUCCAGACAAGUUCUGGGCCAAGCUGGCGCGAGAGCUAUUGACUUGGGAGAAAGAUUUCCAGACCGUCCAUACUGGUACGCUGGCGGGAGGUGACAAUGCUUGGUUUUUGGAGGGCAAGCUGAAUGCCUCCUACAACUGCGUGGAUCGUCACGCGGCAAAGAACCCGCACAAGCCAGCCAUCAUUUACGAAGCCGAUGAAGCGAGCGACGGCCGCAUCAUUACCUACGCCGAGCUUUUGCGAGAAGUCUCCAAGCUGUCCUGGGUACUCAAGCAUAUGGGCGUCAAGAAGGGUGACACUGUUGCUCUCUACCUUCCAAUGAUUCCAGAGGCCAUCGUUGCCUUCCUCGCAUGUACCCGUAUCGGAGCAGUACAUUCCGUCGUUUUCGCUGGUUUCAGUGCCGACUCCCUCCGAGACCGUAUUAUUGACGCUCAAUCCAAAGUCGUCAUCACUACCGACGAAGGAAAGCGUGGUGGCAAGACUAUUGGCACCAAGAAGAUCGUGGACGAGGCUUUGAAGCAAUGUCCAGAUGUCAAGAACUGCCUUGUGUACAAGCGAACCGGUGUCGAGGUUCCGUGGACGAAGGGGCGUGACCUUUGGUGGCACGAGGAGACGGAGAAAUGGCCAGCUUAUUUCGCGCCAGAGAGCAUGAGCUCGGAGGAUCCUCUUUUCUUGCUGUACACUUCCGGUUCCACUGGCAAGCCAAAGGGCGUCAUGCACACAACUGCCGGCUACCUCCUUGGUGCUGCAGCAACUGGAAAGUACGUCUUCGACAUUCAUGACUCGGAUAAAUUCUUCUGCGGCGGUGACGUGGGGUGGAUCACAGGACACACCUAUGUCGUGUAUGCUCCAUUAGUGCUUGGCGUCGCCACUGUCGUCUUCGAAGGAACUCCCGCAUACCCGGACUUUAGCAGAUAUUGGGAAGUCUGCGAGAAGCACAAGGUCACACAGUUCUACGUUGCACCGACUGCAUUGCGAUUGUUGAAGCGCGCUGGAGAUCAGCAUGUGAAGCAUCAGAUGAAGUCUCUCCGCGUUCUUGGCAGUGUCGGAGAGCCGAUUGCUGCAGAGGUCUGGAAAUGGUACCACGAGAUCGUUGGAAAGAAGGAGGCGCACAUUGUGGAUACAUACUGGCAGACCGAGACCGGGUCGCACGUCAUCACACCACUUGGCGGUGUUACACCAACGAAACCUGGAUCCGCAUCCCUUCCGUUCUUUGGCAUCGAGCCCGCGAUUAUUGAUCCAGUCUCCGGCGAGGAGAUCCAAGGGAACGACGUCGAAGGUGUGCUUGCCUUCAAGCAGGCAUGGCCGUCAAUGGCACGAACCGUCUGGGGUGCCCACAAGAGAUAUAUGGAUACAUACCUCAACGUCUACAAAGGAUACUAUUUUACCGGUGACGGUGCAGCCCGAGACUACGAGGGCUACUACUGGAUCCGCGGACGUGUCGAUGAUGUGGUCAAUGUUUCCGGUCAUCGUCUCUCCACUGCUGAGAUUGAAGCAGCACUCAUCGAGCAUCACGCCGUGGGCGAGGCAGCAGUCGUCGGUGUCAAUGACGAACUCACCGGUCAAGCCGUAAACGCCUUCGUAUCGAUCAAGGAUGGCAUCGAGAUCAACGACCAGCUGAAGAAAGACCUCGUCCUGCAAGUCAGGAAAUCCAUCGGUCCAUUCGCCGCACCCAAGGCCAUUUACACCAUCCCCGACCUACCAAAGACCCGAUCCGGAAAGAUUAUGCGCCGAAUUCUCCGAAAGAUUCUUGCUGGCGAGGAAGAUCAACUGGGUGACACAUCGACUUUGGCUGAUCCGUCGGUUGUUGAUAAGAUCAUCGAAACCGUUCAUGAGAGCAAGCCGAAGAAAUAAAGAUCGAUUGAUGCGCAUCGUUUUAAUGUGUCUUGGAGGAUACCAUUUCCGUAGCUUAUCUGAACCGGAGCUGCUUGUCCAUAGUAUCAAUGAAUGUAUGAAGUGUCUGAAAAGGGUCAAACAACAA
Pseudocercospora fijiensis CIRAD86 is the source of this 2351-nucleotide messenger RNA. RefSeq lists its product as uncharacterized. Gene Ontology annotation, molecular function: acetyl-CoA synthetase activity; AMP binding. The transcript has 3 exons. Gene Ontology annotation, cellular component: cytosol. NCBI's taxonomy places the organism in Eukaryota, Fungi, Ascomycota, Dothideomycetes, Mycosphaerellales, Mycosphaerellaceae. The coding region runs from base 215 to 2224 and encodes 669 amino acids. The record is from RefSeq and is a predicted model, not a curated record.